Messenger RNA from Chrysochloris asiatica (Cape golden mole), 546 nucleotides. Its product is annotated as transmembrane protein 47-like. Bases 1 to 546 code for a protein of 181 amino acids. Gene Ontology annotation, cellular component: cell-cell junction; membrane. Gene Ontology annotation, biological process: cell-cell adhesion. The transcript has 3 exons. NCBI's taxonomy places the organism in Eukaryota, Metazoa, Chordata, Mammalia, Afrosoricida, Chrysochloridae. The record is from RefSeq and is a predicted model, not a curated record.
AUGGCUUCGGCGGGCAGCGGCAUGGAGGAGGUGCGCGUAUCGGUGCUGACCCCGCUGAAGCUGGUUGGGCUGGUGUGCAUCUUCCUGGCGUUGUGUCUGGACCUGGGCGCCGUGCUGAGCCCGGCCUGGGUCACGGCAGAUCACCAGUAUUACCUGUCCCUGUGGGAGUCCUGCCGGAAACCCGCCAGCCUGGACAUCUGGCACUGCGAGUCCACGCUCAGCAGCGAUUGGCAGAUUGCUACUCUGGCUUUACUCUUGGGCGGUGCCGCCAUCAUUCUGAUUGCAUUCCUGGUGGGUUUGAUUUCUAUCUGCGUGGGCUCUCGAAGGCGCUUCUACAGACCUGUUGCUGUCAUGCUUUUUGCAGCAGUUGUUUUACAGGUUUGCAGCCUGGUCCUUUAUCCCAUCAAGUUCAUUGAAACUGUGAGCUUGAAAAUUUACCAUGAGUUCAAUUGGGGUUAUGGCCUGGCCUGGGGUUCAACUAUAUUUUCGUUUGGGGGUGCCAUACUCUAUUGCCUCAACCCUAAGAACUACGAAGACUACUACUAG